AUGUCUUGCAGCUGUGGAUCAAGCUGCGGCUGUGGUUCAAACUGCAACUGCGGCAAGAUGUACCCUGAUUUGGAGGGGAAGAGCACCACCACUAUGCAGGCCACCGUCGUCGUCCUCGGCGUCGGGCCCGUGAAGGUGCAGUUCGAGGAGGCCGCCGAGUCCGGUGAGACCGGCCACGGCUGCAGCUGCGGUGCCAGCUGCAAGUGCAACCCUUGCAACUGCUAA
Molecule: messenger RNA, 225 nt
Organism: Triticum turgidum subsp. durum (durum wheat)
Lineage: Eukaryota; Viridiplantae; Streptophyta; Magnoliopsida; Poales; Poaceae
Source: the annotation of a GenBank genome assembly